AUGAAUCCUGUGAUAAUCACUACUACAUUCCCACCCCAUCCUGCGUUAAUCACUACUACAUUUCCACAGUAUUCUGCACUAAUCCCUACUACAUUCUUACAGCAUCCUGCACUAAUCACUACUACAUUUUUACAGCAUCCUGUGUUAAUCACUACUACAUUCCAACCCCAUCCUGCAUUAAUCACUAGUACAUUCCCACAGCAUUCUGCGCUAAUCACUACUACAUUCCUACAGCAUCCUGCGCUAAUCACUACUACAUUCCCACCCCAUCCUGCACUAAUCACUACUACAUUCCCACCUCAUCCUGCGCUAAUCACUUCUACAUUCCUACAGCAUCCUGUGCUAAUCACUACUACAUUCCUACAGCACCCUGUGCUUGUCACUACUAAAUUCCCACAGCAUCCUGCACUAAUCACUACUACAUUCUUACUGCAUCCUGUGCUAAUCACUACUACAUUCCCACCCCAUCCUGCGCUAAUCACUACUACAUUCCCACAGCAUCCUGCGCUAAUCACUACUAAAUUCCCCCAGCAUUCUGCGCUAGUCACUACUAAAUUCCCACAGCAUCCUGCGCUUAUCACUACUACAUCCCUACAGCAUCCUGUGCUAAUCACUACUACAUUCCCUUAGCAUUCUGUGCUAAUCACUACUACAUUCCCAUAGCAUCUUGCGCUAAUCACUACUACAUUCCCACCCCAUCCUGUGCUAAUCACUACUACGUUCCCAUAGCAUCCUGCGCUAAUCACUACUACAUUCCCAUAGCAUACUGCGCUAAUCACUACUACAUUCCCACCCCAUCUUGCGCCAAUCACUACUUCAUUUUCCACCCUAUCCUGCGGUAAUCACUACUACAUGCCCAUAGCAUCCUGCGCUAAUCACUACUACAUUUCCACAGCAUUCUGCGCUACUCACUACUACAUUCCCACAGCAUCCUGUGCUAACCCCUACUACAUUCCCACAGCAUCCUGUGCAACUCACUACUACAUUUCCACAGCAUCCUGUGCUAAUCCCUACUACAUUCCCACAGUAUCCUGUGCAAAUCACUACUACAUUUCCACAGCAUCCUGUGCAAAUCACUACUACAUUCCUACAGCAUCCUGCGCUAAUCACUACUACAUUCCCACAACAUCCUGCACUAAUCACUACUACAUUCCUACAGCAUCCUGUGCUAAUCACUACUACAUUACUAAGUCAUCCUGUGCUAAUCACUACUACAUUCCCACCCCAUCCUAUGCUAAUCACUACUACAUUCUUAUUGCAUCCUGUGCUAAUCACUGCUACAUUCCCACAGCAUACAGCGGUAAACACUACUACAUUCCCACCCCAUCCUGCGCUAAUCACUAAUACAUUCUUACUGCAUCCUGCGCUAAUCACUACUACAUCCCCACAGCAUCUUGCGCUAAUCACUACUACAUUCCCUUAGCAUCCUGCACUAAUCACUACUACAUUGCCUUAGCAUCCUGCGCUAAUCACUACUACAUUCCCAUAGCAUCCUGCGUUAAUCACUACUACAUUCCCAUAGCAUCCUGCGCUAAUCACUUCUACAUUCCCACCCCAUCCUGCGCUAAUCACUACUACAUUCCCACCCCAUCCUGCGCUAAUCACUACUUCAUUUCCCACCCCAUCCUGCGGUUAUCACUAAUACAUGCCCAUAGCAUCCUCCGCUAAUCACUACUACAUUUCCACAGUAUUCUGCGCUACUCACUACUACAUUCCCACAGCAUCCUGCACUAAUCACUACUACAUUCCCACAGCAUACUGUGCUAAUCCCUACUACAUCCCCACAGUAUCAUGUGCAAAUCACUACUACAUUCUACACUAAUUCCUGAGCUACUUACUAACACAUUUCCACAAUAAUCUGAACUAACUCCUGCCGUGCCCUUCUGUGCUAUUCACGGUUAGCACUGUACCCUGUGCUAAUCACUACUGCAUUCCCCCCACAUCCUGUACUAACCAUUCCAUGCACUGUAUCCUAUGCAAAUUACACUUUAAUUCCCACCACAUUCUACACUGCACCUUUUGCUAAUCACUACUCCAUCCCCGCCGCACUCUGUACGAUCACCUCCCUUUAGUGAAUUAAGCUAAUCACUGCUACAUCCCUGCAGCAUUCUGCAAUGCCAAUUGCUCCUCGUGUCUCUGUCCCACUUGCUUAUUGCACUGUUUUGUACGCCAGUUUCUACCAGCACAGUAUCGUAAGGCUUAAAUUAACUCUCAACCGUGAAGCUUGUUCAAUCCUUAGGGUCACAGACAAAAAAUUAAAGGCAAUCUCUACUCAUUCUUCUGAGAUCAAUAAAAUAUGUACCAUUAAGUUUGGUAAUAGCAACAUCCACUUCAAUAGUCUUUCAUCCUUUUAAUGAAAGUUAAAUGGUCAGGACUAUCUAAUGCUUUCCUACACACAGUACUCACUUUGGUAAUCAGUGUAUGCACACACAGCACCUUAAUGAAGCCAACCCUACAUGCGCAUUACACAAACAUCUUCUACUCAAUCUCUACAUAUGGAGUAUCCUGCACUGUACGCCUUCUUUAAUCACACAUACACUGCUAACAACACUGAUACACUUACAUGGCACCCUGUGCAAAGGAGAGUUUGAUUUGACUGCCAUCUGCAGCCACACAAUACCCAGUACUAAUCACACAUACACUAAUACCCUGAGCACCCACAAAACACCCAGUACUAAUCACACAUACACCCAGUACUAAUCACACAUGGAACUGUAUUAAUUACACUUACCAUCACUAAGUACCAAAACAGUGCCUUGUGCCAAUUACACACAAUUACCACCCCUCAGCAUUCAUGCUGUGCCCCGUACAAUUACACAUACACUUACCACCUAUUCAGUACUCCAGAGAGUCCUGUACUCUGAAUAGUUACACUUCUACUUGCCACCCCUCAGCACCCUUUACAAAAUAAAUAUAAACGUAGCACCCUCAGCACCCUGUCCAAACUAAAUAUACACUUACCACCACUCAGCACCCAGUACCAAUUAAACAUACUCUUACCACCACUCAGCAGCCAGUACCAAUUAAGCAUACACUUACCACCACUCAGCACCCUGUACCAAUUAAACAUACAAUUACUCAGCACCCUGUACCAAUUAAACAUACACUUACAAUUACUCAGCACCCUGUACCAAUUAAACAUACACUUAAUUACUCAGCACCCUGCACCAAUUAAACAUAGACUUACCACCACUCAGCACCAAUUAAACAUAGACUUACCACCACUCAGCACCCUGUACCAAUUAAACAUACACUUACAACUACUCAGCACCCUGCACCAAUUAAACAUAGACUUACCACCACUCAGCACUCUGUUCCAAUUAAAUUUAGACUUACCACCACCCAGCACUCUGAACCAAUUAAACAUAGACUUACCACCACUCAGCACCCUGUACCAAUUAAACAUAGACUUACCACCACUCAGUACCCUGUACCAAUUAAACAUACACUUACCACCACUCAGCACCCUGUACCAAUUAAACAUACACUUACCACCACUCAGCACCCUGUACCAAUUAAACAUACACUUACCACCACUCAGCACCCUGUACCAAUUAAACAUACACUUACCACCACUCAGCAUCCUGUACCAAUUAAACAUAGACUUACCACCACUCAGCACCCUGUACCAAUUAAACAUAGACUUACCACCACUCAGCACCCUGUACCAAUUAAACAUACACUUACCACCACUCAGCACCCUGUACCAAUUAAACAUACACUUACCACCACUCAGCACCCUGUACCAAUUAAACAUAGACUUACCACCACUCAGCACCCUGUACCAAUUAAACAUACACUUACCACCACUCAGCACCCUGUACCAAUUAAACAUACUCUUACCACCCCUCUGCACCUUAAAUUGUCCUGUACUCUGUAG
Molecule: messenger RNA, 3880 nt
Organism: Pelobates cultripes (western spadefoot toad)
Lineage: Eukaryota; Metazoa; Chordata; Amphibia; Anura; Pelobatidae
Source: the annotation of a GenBank genome assembly